GCCGUGCUCGACUGUUUCUUCUCUUAUCUGGCGCUCACGCGAAUCUCGAAGCGUCCAUCCGCAAGACGAGAGGAUGACUGACGAUUCUCAUCAAUCUCCAACGAAUUCGCCAAAGUAUCAGCUUAUAUCUUUACUGCAGUCAUGGCUAAAUCACCCAUCAUGAAGACUGUAACGAAACGCCUUCGAGAGCUGGCCAUAGUCAUUUGGGUUGAUACCGAGACCAACGAUCUAUGGAAACAGAUCAUCAAGUGCUCUAUCGCUAGUAUCGGCUCGGUCGUCGCCGUAAUGACUCCUGAAGCCGCAGCAGUCCUGGGCCCUUCGACCUUUCUUGCACCAAUGGCUACCGUCUUUGCUCAUCCAGGUCAAAGGCUGGGCACCAUGAUCGAGACCCUUCUCAUGAUGUUGCUGGGCACUUUAUUCGGACUUGCGUGGUCCAUUCUUGCACUCUGGCUGUCUGGUUACGCUUCCGGAACAAACGAAACAGCUCCUAAUGCUAUCUGCGCAGUAUUUUUCACUAUAGCUGCUUUUUUCCAUGGCUACAUAAGAUCGGCUAGUCCCCGCAUGUUCUUAUUUGUCACCUUUUUUCUUAUUGCCAAUAUCAUUACUCUGCUCGGAGGCUACACCUCGGUGUCUUCAGAGGUUAUUACACACACCUACUACCCUAUGAUGGUCGGCGGUGGUAUCUCAGUCGUGGUCAACCUAUCAAUAUUUCCCGAGCUGUCGAGCAGUUACCUCGGUCUAUCUGCCAUUGAUGCUCUUUGCGAAACAAUGGAUACCAUGACCCGAGCUACGCAUUGGUUCAUCACACCCGGUGCUGAUUCUGAAGAAGAUUCCACUACCACUGCUCUUACAAUGACAAACACUGUAAAGAGUGUCCCCGAGAAACCAAAGCGCAAGAAAGGUCGUUUCCGCAAGUGGUUGAGUCGGUUUCCGAAUCCCUUUAAACAAUCUCAGCAUCGAUAUCAUGCUUCCACCAUUCCAGUUGGCCUUACGACAAUAAGAAGUCUGACAAGCAAAAGGGGGAGUCUUCGCGCACGUCUCACACAUUGCAAAGCUGCUCAGAAAGAAGUCAACUACGAGAUCUCUGUAUCUGCCCUUCCUCUAAGCAGCAUGAAGCCUCUGAGUACCUCCCAUAUGAGCAGCCUCGUCCAAAAUACACUCGCCAUCAUCGGUGCAUGUGAAAACAAAUUCAUAGUAUUGCAGAAUAACGACAAUUCCGAUGAUGAAAGCGACAGCGAUAUGACUGGCCCCAGUGGAAUCAAGCGCAUGAAUACUUUUGAUGACUACCUUCAAAGAGUCGAAGAAAGCAAGCCUCUAAGGGAGAUCGAAGCUAGUAGUGCAAGUCUCCUUGAAUCCAUCAUUGAGCGUAUCCGAGAGCCUGUUCAGGAGUUUGAGGCUUCGCUGAAAGAGGCUGUACGCCUGGUCGUCGUAUGUGUCGCUUAUUGCUACGAUGUACGACGACUGCCUUCAGGAUCACCGGCCCCAAGAGGCAUCCAUCUCCAAGAAUUGGACUUUAGAAUCGACCUUUUCACGGAAGCAAUCACUAAUUUUGAUGCCAGCUGCUCCAUGGAGCUUCGUCGUUCAGGUAUGGAUAAGAGUGGAUAUAGCAUGGACUUUAUGCCUCGAAUGGAAACGUUUUUGAUCUCUUCGUUCGUACUGAGUCUGCGCCAGGCAGCUAUGUAUGUUUUGGACAUGCUUCGCCAUGUUCGAAAAACAGUCGAACAGAGACAAGCUCGAAACGACAGGGCCACAAUCUGGUUCCCCAAACAUGUCGAUAUCAGGCAGUGGUUAAUUACUGGUGGUGAGAGUGAUGGUUUUGUUCUGCCAGAAGCGGCUCGCAAAGAAGUUCGUCGGGGAAAAAGUACAACGGGGCACAAGUCGAAAAAUAAAACACACCAAAGCAAUAAGGAUACGAAAACCAAGCCCGCGAAGGGGAAGGAUGAAGAAAAAGGCAUUCGAUUUGCAGAGCCGGUUUUUCAAACGAGAGAGGACCGCAACGUUGAACAACCACAAGAGAAAGAUCAACCUCAACCUCAACAAAGCAGUAAGAUCCUCAAGAUUAGAGGGAUGGCAGCCGAUGCAUUGGAAUGGAUCCAGGACUCGGAACACGUCAAAUAUGCUUUCAAGCUCACCAUCGCCAUCCUCUUACUUAGCUGGCCAGCUUUUGUGGAGUCUCAGAUGGGAUGGUACUCAGCCUACCGUGGUAUUUGGGCACCGAUGCAACUGUUUCUCGUCUUUGAAGUGGCCAUAGGAACGUCCUUCCACGUCUUUUUUAUUCGUCUUUGCGGUGUUGUGGCAGGUAGCGCUUUUGGCUAUGCAUCUGCCCUAGUUGGGGACAGAAGUCUGAUCGCCAUGGUUUUCUUUCUGAUUAUUGGUAUCAUGCCGUCGUUCUAUGUCCAACUUGGCACUAGAUAUGUCAAGGCCGGCAUGAUCUCUACAGUUACAAUGGUCGUGGUCGCGCUCUCUGCGGUUAACGGCACCGAGUCCGCUUAUCAUUAUUUCUAUAAGCGCCUGUGUGCCUUUAUCAUCGGGGGGACCACUGCGCUGCUGAUUGAACUUAUUUUAUACCCAGUCAGAGCCAGGGAUCGACUAGUUGAGUCGCUCGCAGCGUCGGUCAAACAGGUUCAGAAUAUGCAAGCCGCAAUGGCUGUUGGCCUGGACGAGCCCAUCAAGCCAAAUUUCCGGAAUCCUGACCUCAACAAGCGCUUCCGUCGUGCCACAAACAAAGCACGAGGAGCUCUGGCUGCGGCUGAGACGUUUCUUCCAUUCUCCGUUACUGAGCCGCGCCUUAAGGGUGAUUUUAAACCACUCGUGCCUGUCUACAAAGAGAUCUUCUAUGUGUUGCAUCAAAUUAUCGAUAGGAUGGAAAACGUCGUGAUGCUACGGAGAGAGUAUGGUUCGUCUAUUUUGGAAGACUUGAAUCCUCAAGUCCACGCCUAUCGACGGAAUGUGGCGGCCAGUAUCAUGCUGGUACUUUUUACGGUAUACGAGGCGUUCAUUACCUGGACACCUCUGCCACAGUUUAUCCCGUCAAGUCGACUCGCGCAACUGCGCCUAGUCAACCAUGUGCGCGAGAUUCUUGCGUCCAGGAGUGGCACUCAGACACCCGCUGGGGAGCCACCAAGUGUCUUUGACGAGAAUGGGGAGCUUGCUGCGCAGGUCGCAUACCUCAUCACCCAAAAACGAUUUCUCUCCUGGAACGCAAGCACUUCUGGACAGAUGGAGAUCAUCGAAUAUCUCGAAGAGCUUGUACAACUUGUUAAGAUUCUUGUUGGAGUUAAUGAUUUCCGCAGCGGUCUACUAAAGACUCCUACCCUUAGUAACUAUCGGGAGCGUAAGCACCUGACACGGAUGCCUCUGUCUCGCGUGCCGACUGCUGAUAGCCGCACGACCGGUGUUCCGGCGGAGGAGGUUCCAACAGUCGAGAGUAGAGCCAGUGGACUGCAGCGAACGCAAACAAUCCGUGCAGGCCAUGCGAGGAGACGGAAUCAUAGGAGAGAGGAUAAUGAGAAGGAGGCUGAUAGUGACAGUGAGGAGGAUAUACCCAUGAGUUUACAAAGAGUUGGCACACGACUCUGUGAGGAUGCUGCAGUUGUUCGACGACGCGCUAUGUCUGUUAGUAAAGACUAGGGUUGGGAGAUGCAGCA
Fusarium oxysporum Fo47 is the source of this 3647-nucleotide messenger RNA. RefSeq names its product aromatic acid exporter family protein. Bases 142 to 3630 code for a protein of 1162 amino acids. The transcript is spliced from 2 exons. Gene Ontology annotation, biological process: malate transport. The record is from RefSeq and is a predicted model, not a curated record. Lineage: Eukaryota; Fungi; Ascomycota; Sordariomycetes; Hypocreales; Nectriaceae.